UUUGUAUAUAUUUUACAUUUGAUUGGAUUUGUAUAUUUACUUUAAUCUUAUAUUUCUGCUCUUGAAUGGAGCAACUGAAACUAACACAGUGUCCCACUGUGAUCAAUCAAGUAUUUCUCAUCUUCAUCAUCUUCUUCAUCUUCAUCAUAUCGUAGCGCGCCGCGCCGCUGCUCUAGUUGCGCAUGAUGACGCGCUGCCGUGUGCGCUCCGCUACAGCGCCGCUCCGCUAGCAGCGGCAGCGGCAGGAAGUGAGUGUCUGCGCGGCGGAGGGGAAAGACCCGAGAGCCCAGAGUCUGCGGUGGAGCGGGAGGAGGAGAAAUAAAGAACCAUGUCUAAUCCGUGAAACGUGCACAUUCUGCACCUCCGCGCCGUGCAUCGUCCGCCCGGCGGCCACAGAGGCCAUCAGAGGUGAUACCUCAGUGGCUGGUGUGACCCCAACAGGGUCACCACCUCCAAGGGUGGGCCCCGAUUGGCUGGACCUGCACUGCUGGUUCUUGGGGAGAAACUGGCUGCCAUCUUUGACCUCCACUGAAGAGCUAAGCCCCACUGUUCCUCCACCUCCCUUACAUCACUGUUCAUUGCUCUGUUGUGAACUGUGAAUCUCUCCAACUGAUUUGCUUUAGAGUACUAUGGCAAUGCAUGAUAUGAGUCGUGCCAAGGGAUUCCCCUGUAAAGAAUGUGAUAUGGUUUGCCCGAGUACUCCAAGUCUUCUAGAGCAUAUGAAAGCACAUUAUCAGCAAGAAGAGACCGGACGUUUUGAGUGUGAACAGUGUGGCCGAAUUUACAAGCACGCAGCUAGCUUAGCUAAUCACAAAAAGUCUCACGAAGUGGGCUCAUUCCAGUGUCCUGUUUGUACCCGUACCCUACCCAACGCUGUAGCCUUAAAGAACCACCUUCGUAUUCAUACAUUGUCUCCCAGUAGUGCUCACACAGAAGAAGAGAGCGAAGAAGUACCUGAAGACGCAGGCCACGACGAGAGGGACUACGGUCUCGCCCAGGACCUCUCAGACGGGUUUGGCCGCUCCCAUUUGAAUAAUAGUGGUAUGGGACAUAGCGUCCUACAAGGCCACGAGACAGACGAACACGGAAAAAAAGGCUCCCCUGAAUCUGACGACGCUUGGGACAGACCGUUCAAGUGUGAUCAGUGUGACAGAACCUACCGGCAUCACGGUAGUCUGGUGAACCACAAGAAGUGUCACCAACAAGGAACUUUUAAGUGCUCUGUGUGUUUCAAACAAUUCAACAACCUGGCCGCCCUAAACAGCCACGAGAGAACUCACUCGAAGUUCAAGACUCCUGGGGCAUCAAUGGUGAGCAGCAGUGGUAGUGGCAGCAGCGGCACUCAGUCAUCCCAGAGCAACGACACAACCUCGUGUUUCUGCCACCUGUGCCAGAUAGCACUGCCAAAUAAAGCAGACUUUCAGGAGCACAUCCUGCUGCACAACACAGCCUCGCCAUCCCUUGGCCUGCCCCGCAGUUUCCCUGGCAUCAUGCCUCACAAUCUAAGUGCAGUUCGAUCCCCAGCAUACACACCAGCCCUGGGGGACCCUUUGCCCCUGCCACCUCUGCCCACUGAGAAAAGAGGACCCUAUGACCCUAUAAUGGGCCCUCCAGUCAACAAUCCCAUCUACACGUGUGCAUACUGUGGCGCAGGACACCCAGAUCUUGAGACCUUGAAAGUCCACUAUCUAACCCAUGAUCCCCACCCUGCUUCCCAUGGACAGGAUGGAUCCAUCCUCAACUCUGACACACUAAGUUCUGGAUCACAGGGCUCAGUAUCCUCUCCCUCUGGAGGCCGUGUGCCCCAGGCACAUUCUCCAGAUGAUGGAGAGCGUCGCUUUAAGUGUGGGGAGUGUGGAAAAAGUUACCGGCAUGCAGGAAGUCUGGUGAACCACAAACGUUGCCAUCAGACAGGCCACUACCAGUGCACCAUCUGCUGUAAGCAGUACCCUCACCUGGCAGCACUACACAGCCACCUACGAAGCCACAAGGGACGUUCCUCAAACCAGCCUAUUAAUAACGACAGCAAUGACUGGCUUUCUCCAGAGCCACUAACUUUGGACUCCCAGCAGAGCUAUGUCCAGGAAGGCAGUGGUGCCACCACUCCAAUCUCACUGCCAGGGAAUCUCGGUGAUGCUGCCCACUUUGUACCGGAUGGUGGCCACAGCAGUGGGUUGGACUCUCUUGAGUUUCAUGAUCGUUUUGAUGGCAGCUCACUUUCCCAAAGCAACUCAGCACACCGUCAGGCUGACAGACAUGUGUGUGCUGACUGUGGUGAAAUGUAUGGUGAUGUAUCUGGCAUCAAGUCACACAUGUGUCCCCGCCAUGGCCAGCAGCCACAGCAGCAAGGCAACAUGUCCAAUGGUUUUAUGGGGAAUAUGAACUAUCACAGCUCUAGUGGAACAUCAUUACCUGCUGGAAGCUCCAGUAACUUAAAAGAAGGCGGCAGCCAACGACAGUACUCCCAGAGCGGAGGGAAGAGAAUGGGGAACAACGACAAAGGUGAUGAGGAUGAUGGAGAAGUGUAUCAGUGCUCUGUGUGCGGUAACCACUAUGCCAGCCUCAGAGCUCUUAGGAGCCACCUGCGUAGCCAUGCCAACAACCCAACAGGACCAGGACCUUCCAACCUGGAGCAGGAUUGGAGAAUGAUCUGCUCUACCUGUGGCCAGAGCUUCUCUAGGAAGCAGGACCUCCUGAAUCACCAGUUAGUCCAUGGCCCCCAAAGGCCAGACGGCCAGCAGCAGGGUAUUGGAAGCAGCUCAGCUAAUGGCAAUGACAAGAUGGAUGGGCGAAACCACAUUUGUGUUGACUGUGGUAUGUUUUUUGCUGACCGCCACCACCUAAUCACCCACCUGUGUCCUGGUAAGAAUCGGGCCAGUUCACUGAGCAAGCAGGGCCUGAAUGGAGCCAAAGGGAUGUCUGGAGGCGAUGGCGUUGGUGGGGGAGUUGCGGGGGGGAGCCGUGAUGUUGGUGGUGAUGGACGCAGGCCUAUGGUUGACCAAAGUGACAAGCCCCACAAGUGUGACCAGUGUGGACGAGGAUACAGACACCCCUGCUCACUCCUCAACCACAAGAAGUCACAUAAAACUGGUGUUUUUCGCUGCUUGGUAUGUCAGAAACGCUACUACAAUCUGCUGGCUCUCAAGAAUCACCAAAGGACCCACUUUGACCUGAAAAGGCACAAGUGUGAAGAAUGUGGUAAGGCUUUCAAGAUCCAAAAGCAGCUGAUUAACCACCUUCGUCUCCACGAGGAGCAUCGGGCCAAAGGUCUCGUCCGAACUGGCCCAAACGGUUCCCGCUUCCAGCAGCCAGGCCCAUCUCAAAUGCAGACUAUGAGAGGAGAGUCAUCGAAGGGCCAGGUAAUGGGUGCCAAAUACAGCCACCAAGGGUUCAAGAAACCCUACUCUUCAGCUGGAACUUCCAGACCUCAGAAGUUUGACCCUGCUGAAAGUGGACGGCGGCCUUUUGCCUGUGAAGAAUGCGGAAAGACAUACCGACAUGCAGGCAGCCUAGCUAAUCACAAGAACCUUCACAAAAUUGGGGAGUACCACUGCAAUGUUUGCAACUCUACGUACCCCAACAGGCUGGCAAUGAAAAACCACCUACGUCUCCACUUUGCCCAGAAGAAGCACAACUGCCAAGAGUGUGGAAAGGGCUUCCGCACUCAGAGACAGCUAGCUACCCACUCUACAGCUGGCCUCUGCAAAGGCCCACAGGGCCCUGGGGCCCAAAUGGAUUUUGAGUGCGAUGGCUGCUGUGAAGGCUUUGCUACGGCUGAUGAGCUUGCAGCCCAUGACUGCCCAGCCCAGCACCUGCCUUCGUCCUCCUCCACCAACAGCUCCACCAACAUCAGCAUGGAGAGAAGUUCUGUUGACUUGGACUCUGAUGAGAGACCCUACGCCUGUGACCUGUGCAGUUGUGCCUACAAACAUGCAAGCUCCUUGCUGAACCACAAGCACACCCACAAGACAGGCAACUUCCGGUGCAACUUCUGCGACAAGCCCUACACUAACUACAUGGCGCUGCGGAACCACAUGCGCAUCCACACGCAAAGGAAGAAGCACAUUUGCCACACAUGUGGGAAAGCCUUCCGGCUGGCCAGGUUCCUCCGCAACCAUCAGAAGGUUCACGAGGAGGGUGCUACCCCCUUUGGCUGCCCCAGCUGUGGGAAGAGUUUCCAGGGGAGGUCCGGUCUGGCCAGGCAUCGCUGUGGGGAGAACCAGGUAGGCAUGGAAGUCAGGAGGAAGGCCACUGCACCCGCAGGAGAGGGCGAAGAGUGUCGGUACACAUGUGAUCAAUGUGGCCGCUCCUACCGCCAUGCCAGCUCCCUCCUCAACCACAAAAACACCCACACCGUCGGCAUCUACCACUGCGCUGUGUGCCUCAAGACCUAUUCCAAUCUGCUUGCCCUGAAGAACCACCGCCGUAUCCACUCUGAGACGCGACGCCACCGUUGCCAUGACUGUGGCAAGGCCUUCCGUGUUUCCUCCCAGCUCUACAACCACCGCCGAGUCCAUCAGAAGCAGCGGGAAUUGACAUGCCGGUCCUGCCAACGAGCCUUUCCUACGCAGUCCAGCUUCAGACUCCACAUGGAGAUCAGCCAUGGCCAGACACCACAUCCCCGCCAGCCCAGAACCCAGCAGCCCCGACCAGGGGGCUCCCAGGAUUUGGGCUGGGGGUCAGGCCUAGACCUCACCUUGAUGCAAGAGCAAGGACUUAACCCAGCCAGCGUGGCCAAAACCCGCAGUCGUGGGGGCAGCAGUGAGGUCAUUAAGUCCCAUGUCUGCGACCAGUGUGGGCGGUCUUACCGCCACGCCAGCUCCCUCCUCAACCACAAGAACAGUCACAAGACUGGGACCUACUUCUGCAACUCCUGCCAGAAGGAGUUCCCCAACCUGAUGUCCCUCAAGAACCAUCGGCGGAUUCACACAGAGCCCAAACGCUACCAGUGCCCAGACUGCGGCAAGUCCUUCCGUGUCUCCACACAACUCAUCUGCCACCGCCGCAUCCACACCAAGGAAAAGCCGUUCUCCUGCCAGCACUGCGAUAAGCGCUUCUCCUCCAAGUCCAACCUGAGGCACCACAUGAAGGUGCACUGGAGCGGAUCAACGGCGCCCCCUCCCAUGGCCAUGGGUGCGCCCAACUUCCUGGGUAUGCCCGGUGGCCCAUUCAUAUAAGCUAUGAGAUGAGUGGGGGUGGGACUGUUGGGGGUGGGGGUCAAAUGGGGGGAGGAGGGGGGGCAGUCACAUGCCACGGUUUCUGGAGGUGCCAACACUGCUCCUCCUCCUGCUCACGCUCCUCUUCCUCAUUUCCAUGUGUGGCUGUGGUGUGUGAGUGAAGGAUAGUGUGUGUCAGUCCUGGUCCUGCAUGACAUGAACAUACCCUAAACACAAAGUGGACGCCACACACACACACUCUGACACAUGGCUGAAAUGGAAGAUUUGCACAUACACUCAGUUGCUCACACAUCAGUUGCUCACACAUCUCUAGUAUCUUUCUAAACUUUCCUCGAGCAGAGACUUCAUUCACGGACGUUCCCACAAGGCCAUGCGACUGUCACUCUCAGAGGGACUGACUUAGGGGGGGCAGGGGGGCAGGCUCAUGGACUGCAGACAGACAUGAUGUAGUUUUUAUCAGCUGCAUGGACUUCACUAUGCCUCCCUCCUGCAUGUUGCCCUCUAACACUGAGCUUCUCGCUCUGGAACAUUAAUGAGGAUUUAUGCUGCAGGUCCCCAGGGCCCACAGCCACAGACCCUGAGCGGAGUCCAGACUGUUCAAGACCAGCUCGUGAACACUGAGUCCUGUGGUUGUGAGGGUUUGACAGACUGAGCUGCUGUGAGGGUCUGAUGCCUUCUUUACUAAUGAGACAUCGUGUCCGUCAGUCUCUGGAGUCAACGGUGUCAGUGUUGUUUCUGAUAAAGUUCGUGGGGAGUUUUGUCUCGAUGGAAUAUUCUCUUGUUGCCUUCGUCACCAUGUUUUUAAUCCAUAUUCUGACCAUGGUGGUCUGAACCAAGUCCAGACUGUUUUUAUCUUAGUGACCAAUGUGUCAAUGCAGAGGAGGUUCUGGUAAAGACUCAGAGGUUUGGCUUCUUUAUCCUUCUUUGUACCUGAAUGGUUUGACAGCGACAGCAAAGACUUGUUGGAGUUUUUACACUUGAAGACAAGAAGCUUUGGUCUCUGAGGGUCUGCUGUAACUGUAUGUGUACGUUUGAUGAGCUUCAUGUUUUUGCAACUUCCACGUUCACCACUUCCCUACGUCCCAUUCUCACUUUUGGGUUUAACAGCAGGAUGUCACGCAUUCGGGUGAUGAGCAAUUUUUACAUGAUGUCACUGUAGCGACGUGUUUUGACACGUUUAUCUGCUUCAAGUUGAGUAGAAAAUAACCAUACCUCCAUUCCACAGGAAACCAAACGAUGCAUUGACGUUACGUGAGGGAACAUUUUCAUGUAGAUGAGGUUUUCCGAUGACUAUAGGUAGCGGUGCCAUGUCACCGGUCAGAACGAUGGUGUACAGGUAAACUAGCUCAUCCCGGUUCUUACUGUGCGUACAUUGAGGUUAGUUGUCACGCUGUGAUGAUGAUGAUCAUUUGUUAUUAAAGGAAAUGGGUCUUAUUUUCUAUGUUGUCAGUGUAAAUAAUCGACGGGGACAAAUCUGGAAGACUCGAACCGCUGCUGUGAUGUCAUCAGGGCUGAACCAAUGACAGGUGGGACAUGAUGGCCUCAGCAUUCAUAGAGACGGCCCCGUUUGAUGACAUCACAAUGGCUGUUCCACAGUUGACAAGUUAACUCAUCCUGAUUUGUCACUGUCAAUCAUCUACACCAAGCGACAACAGAAAUCAAGGCCCCGUCGGCUCAUCUCAGUCUUUGAGUCCGCUGACAUCCGGCCUCUGGUCUCUUUCUCUGACUUGUUACUGUACGACGUGAAGAGGCUGAGGAACAGCGACGACGACAGGAAGCUGUUAAUGUGUUGUGCUGUUGUAAUCUGACCUUCAAGACCUCUGUUAUACGAAGGAAAAAAGACGACAGAUCAUUGUAGUAAUGCAUUUAUUUAUAUUAUCCUCAUUAUUAUUAUUAUCAUUAACACGUGUAAUGGACGGCACUAGUCUUAGGAUGUGAGUUUAGAGCUUUGUUGAUGUACCCCCACCCCACCCCCAUCCCUCGGUUCUGUGGAGAUGCCAGAACUGUUGAUGGACACUGAGACUCUGAAGAUUUAAGGAACUGGAACAUCAUAAUGGAAAGUGUUUUUGUUAACCC
This is a messenger RNA of Paralichthys olivaceus (Japanese flounder), 7253 nucleotides long. NCBI's taxonomy places the organism in Eukaryota, Metazoa, Chordata, Actinopteri, Pleuronectiformes, Paralichthyidae. The record is from RefSeq and is a predicted model, not a curated record.